Molecule: messenger RNA, 3950 nt
Organism: Epinephelus fuscoguttatus (brown-marbled grouper)
Lineage: Eukaryota; Metazoa; Chordata; Actinopteri; Perciformes; Serranidae
Exons: 4
Coding region: 339-1700 (453 amino acids)
Biological process (GO): regulation of transcription by RNA polymerase II
Molecular function (GO): DNA-binding transcription factor activity; RNA polymerase II cis-regulatory region sequence-specific DNA binding
Source: RefSeq, a predicted model, not a curated record
AACACUGCUAACGUUAAAAAAUACUUAAACAUUUCCCAAUUUGUAUUAAUUUCACGUAGCAAAAGGUGUUACCGUAAGUUUGGAAAAAAUAUGCAUUAUUAGUGAUGGGAAUAAAGAAGAGAGGGAGUGAGACCGCCCGUGCGAACCGCGGGGUGUUAAAACCGAGCGACCCUCUCCCUCUACAAUCCACGGAAAAAAAUUACAGAACAAGUACAGAGCAUCUCCCGCUCCUCUGACCAGCAAUUUGUACACAAUCAUCCUAAAGUGAGUGACAUACAGGCGUGUGCAGGUGAAUAUAUUUAUUUGUGUUUGAGUAAGAAGCGGAAGUCGGCGUCAACAUGGAGAACUGCGGCUUCCAGAGCCAGAUACUGUCCGUCAUGGAGGUCCUGGCCAAGGCGGCCGUGGCGGAGAUAAACCGGCGUGUGGAUGACAGCUGCGCGGUGCUCCGGCUGGAGGUGAGCCAGAGCCGGCGGGACAUCGACCUGCUGAAGAGGAAGUGUGAGGUGAUGGAGGCUGAGCUGAGGAGGACCAGGAUGAGAGCCAGGAGGAAAGUGUUUUAUCCUCCAGCAGCAGAGAGAUUCACCUCUUUAGUCAAAGUAGUGUUGAACAAAGACAGACAGAGCACAGACUGGGAUGCUGAGGCUCAAAAUCAACCCCAACAGUGUGCAGAUGCAGAGCCUGCUAAUGAAGCUGAACACAUAAUGAUCAAAGAGGAGUGCGCGGAGGAGGACAUGUGGAACUCAGAGGACAAACUGAUCUCUGAAGCCGAGCAGCCGCCAUGUUUCGACGCCUCACAACCUGCCCAGGCUGACAGCUUUGUAGAGCGUUACCACUCAGCUGAGAGCCCAGCUGACCACGGCUCUCUAGUUUCCCCAACAGACGGCUACAGCGCUUUCCCAGAGCAGCAGCUGAACAGAAACCAAACUGGGGCAGAGCUUAUAGUGAAACACGAGAAUGAGGAAGAGCCCAAUGAGAACGCAGCUCCUCUCAAUUCAGCCCACAACUUUGUGACAGAGGAAGGUAAUGGACAGCUGUGGUCAUCCGAUGUGUGCAGAGACGCUGUUGAUCCAAGCUUCUCAUAUGCCGAGCAGCAGUUUGAGCCAAUCCCCUCUGUGUUCCCGUCUCAAAGUGGAUUGCAUUUGCAAGACAUGGUGCCUCAAAUGAACACAGGGAAAUCACAGUCAGUCGUGGUGAGCGCAGCACGAGUGAAAAGACGAGCCAGAGCGUUUGGAUGUAAGAGACCGCAACCAGACGAAGGACAUAGUGCGUUAUCUCAGAUAAACACCAUGGAUCAGUGCUUGAUUCCUCAACAAUCACAACAUCAGUACAGAGACUCUCCUCACACGAGGAACCCAAACGAGGAUUUGACAUCGCCAAACCCAGGGCACAGCCGCAGUGGCUUCAGCCUGGCGAGGAGGAUGAGGACGCCCUGGAGGUCCGGCAUUGGCGAGAAGAGGUUCAGCUGCACGUACUGCGACAAAAGCUUCAUGAGGUUCAGUCAGCUCAAAGAGCACCUGAGGAGUCACACGGGGGAGAAACCAUUCAGCUGCCUGCAGUGCGGCAGGAGCUUCACCAAACAGUGCAAUCUCAUCAGACACGCAGUCGUUCACUCCGGAGAGAAGCCCUAUGAGUGCUCGCUGUGUGGGAAGUGCUUCACCCAGCGCUCCAGCCUGAAGUCACAUCAGAAAACAGCACACUGAGCUCACAUGGGGUUUAUUUAAUAUAUCACAUAGUUUGGCGACGUAUCGCUAAAAUUAUUGUUUGUUUUUAUUGUUGUUUUAUUGUAUUACUUUGGUUUAAAACAGUUUUAUAUUAUGAUAUUUAAAAUUUUGAUAUAAUGAAAGAGAUUAGUCUGGAAACACAGUAUCAUUGUUAAACUUAAAGGGUCAUUCCAGUGUGGUGGCAAGUUCAAGUACAAAUCAUGUACACAGAUUCACAUCUUUGCUUUUUUCCUAGUAUUUUUCCUACCGCUCCAGGCAGCCAAAAGCAUCUAUUCUUUUUCACACUGUUUUAAAAACACUCAGUGGACUCUUGAACCUUACAUGUGUGGUUUAAUCCAUCACACCAAACACUUUUCACAACAAUAGCUGACAAAAAUGCUUGUGUAGAAUUUAACUGACUCCCUGAAACUAGACGAAUAACACAUUAAGAUUUCUAACCACAGUAAAUGGUCAGUAUAUCCAAUCUGUAGGGAAUGUGUCAGAAAAUGCAAUGCACUGGUGUGGUUGUUGUCCCUGCUUUUAAAGGCUCUGUAACUGUAAAAUGAGUGACACACACCUACUUUAUUCAGAUCAGCACUUCUGAUAUGUUGUGUAUAACAGUCACAUUGUCACAUUUUAUUGUGAGACUACUUGUUUUUUAUGUUGGACUGUUGUGACAUAAAAUGAUGCACAUUAGGAAACUCCACACAGACAGAAACAUGAAAGAUUCACUCAUUAAAAUGAUGCAGAUAAUGAAUGAAAUUCUGAUUCUUUUUUCAAUAUUUUUCAAUAAGGGCAUCAGGUAGUCUGCUUUUCCAUGUUACACCAAACGCUGAAAUCUGAGUGAUGCCAGAGGUGAAAUGUAGAAGACAACUAAAAUGACCAAAUGUUAAAAAUCUUGGUAAAUAUCUUUUACAUUCGCCAGCAGGCACAUUCUUUUCUCGUCCAGAUGGACAGAGGAGGCUUAAAGGAUGUUGGAAAUACCUUCAAAAUUGCAGUAAGUUUUGUCAGAUGACCUCCAGGCUGCUUUUUACAUAUCGUCAGGAAUGUAUCUUUCAGGAAACCGGAAGCUUAGCUCUGAGACACGAGAGAGAGAAACAAACUGGGGUUCAGGCUGCCUGACUGAAACAGUCAAAUAUUUCUUAGUGCAACCAACCUGUGGAAACCAGAGAGCUGAGGCUCCACUGUGACACUCCAUCAGGACGUAAAGUGUGGAUCUUUUAACACCAACUGUCGGCCUGAAAGCAAAUGUUUUCACACUUAUUUCAAAACAAAUGUGCCUCUAGAUGUUCAGUCCAGGCUGUCUGAGCUUAUAAGAAUAAGAGACAAACACAAAGAAAAAUCAGAAAAGCCUUGUUACUCAAUCAGCAAAAACAUCUGUCUGUAUUCAUCAAGGCAGGUAACACAAAAUUUUUACACAAAUAUACAAAGGUAAGACAUGAAAAAUGUUUUCUCAUAAAUAUCAGAUCCUUUAUACUGUAAAACAGUGUCAUUAAAGUUACAUUGGUUGCAUAGAAAAGUAGUGAUAAGUAGUUCAGAGGACAUCCCCACGUAUAUCGCUGUACAAGUGCAUCUUAGUUCCGAUUGAAGUGAUCAGACUGAGAUCAGCAGAAUGUAACAUGAGCAUCAGAAGGACGUGCUGCAGUGGAGACAAACGUGGUUCGACAAAAAUAAAUCUUAUUUCAUAAGUCAUUUAGUUUGUACAGUGAAAACAUUUAGAUGAACACUGAUUAACGGAUCUGAUGUUACACUGGCCGUCCCAGUGAGACUGAGUAAUAAAUGAAAAGGCUUUUAUCCCAAGGAAGUUGAUUUCAGAAAUUUUACUGGAGUGUGUUGAUAAAAGUAGAAAAUGCCGUGAUGAGACCAUUUAAAGGUCCAGUGUGGAGGAUUUAGGGGCAUAUACUGGCGGAAAUGGCAUACAGUAUAAAUACCUAUGUUUUCAUUAGUGUUUAAUCACCUGAAAAUAAGAACCACUGUGCUUUUGUUUCCUUAGAAUGAGAUGUUUAUGUUUACAUACAGAGCAGGUCCACCAUGUUGUUCUACAAUAGCCCAGAAUGGACAAAUCAAACACUGGCUCAAGAUAGGGCCACUUAUGUUUUCACAUUGGGGAGAGCAGUUCUACAUUCUUGGCACACGGGAGAAGUUUCACUUCUGGUAUCUCACCACUAGCUGCCACUAAAUCCUACAUACUGGACCUUCACUGAGACAAACUGAACCAAAUGUUAGUAGCAACUACUUAGGGAGUGUGUC